UGAAUCAAAGACAAAAAAGGUAGCAUGACAUCCGCGAUCGCGCGAGGAUUAGGAACCCAAACUAAAGGGCCAAAGACAAACUGACAAUCAUUCAGACGUUUUGAAUGCUGAAACAGUCUGAGCGCCUAGCUCGUGCACGUCGCUGUGAGCGGUAGUCCGUUGUCGCUGCGCUGUGAGUCGCUCCUCUGCAGCUAGCUAGCUUGUGUGAUAGUCCGAUUUUCAACGUGAGUGAGAUUUUAUACGUUUAUUCUUAUCACAGUAGCGGCUUGUAGUGUCAGAUGAGGACGCAUCACCGACGAGCCCGUACUGUGCUGGCAAGGCGGUUUCAAAAAUAAUGCGAGCCGUGGCCGCCAAGAGAUGGUGAUUGUAAUGUGGCGAUGGACCCAGCAGAAACAUUAGCCUGAUUCUGAGUGCCAUGAUGUCCUGAAGAUGAAACUUGUGAGGGAGAUGAAGUUUGACGGACGCAAGUGGCUGCAGCCCACCGAAUCGUGGUGCACGCCAGAGGCAGGGAAGUCACGGGCGGAUGUGCAGCUGGCAGCUAACGGUAGGAACAGGACGACAGCGAGCUGCUUUGCACGCUGCCCGCGAGCCUUCAACGCUAACACAUGCAAAGCCAGACGGAGCGCAACAAGGAGCAGGAGUAAAUCUGGCAGCACUGGAAACGGAGGCAGCAUCAGCUGCAUCAGUUCUGCCAAUAUUGGCAAUAAUAAUAUACCCAAUGUCACUGCUAUCUCCAGCAAUAACACCAGCACUCGCAGCAGCAGCAAUAACUCCAGCAGCAGCAGCAGCAGCAGCACUCGCAGCUGCAGCAAUAACUCCAGCAGCAAUAACUCCAGCAGCAAUAACUCCAGCAGCAUUACAUGUAAUACCAGAAGUAGCAGCAACAACGGCAACAGUACAUGUCAUGGCAGCCUCGGCAGAACGAGCAGUAGCGCCAUCAGCACCAGGAACAGCAGCAGCGACGUCCACAGCAUCAGCAGAGACGUCAGCUACACCAGGAGGAGAUUGGCUAGUAUUUGCCGUAACCACAGCGACAGCGGCAAGUAUUCCGCUGCCAGUACCAGUGUCAGUAAUCAGUGUGGCUUGCUCAGGCCCGUGUGGGGUGCUGCGUGGACAGGUUUGCAAGCAGCACGCGCACAUCAGCCGUCUCGCGCAUGCCUGCGUGGUCGUGCAACACCUCAGGGCACCCGCUGUGCCGACAGACUGACACUGCUCGUGCUGGUGUUGCACGGUGUUGCGUGUGCACACGGUCAAGCACGUUCCGAUGAGCAGGCGAUAACGACGCCCACUGGCGACCCGUUCCCCAGACCGAUAAAUAGAUAUGGAGAGGAUCAUAUGUUUGGCAUCAUGCUGGGUCUGAUCGUGGCCGUAGGUCUGCUGGUGGUGAUCGGCGUCGCUCUCUUCGCCCAGUGCUGCACCGAUGACGGGCGGCGACGCGAGCGCCAGCGACGACGCUGGGCGGCCGCCGUCGCCAGGGGCAACGGAGACGACGCGGAGAUGCCGCCGCCGCCCGAGUUCCACCUGGUGUCGCCGCGCAUGAGGCGCCGCUUUCGUCGAGCGCUGGUGCGCUGGCGACGACGACGACGACAGCGACGUCACUGGUGGCUGCCAGUGUCCGCGGGGCACUCCUUGCACGGCGAGAAUGGAGCACCCGGUGGUGCCGCGGGUGUUGACGGUAAUGCCGAUGAUGACAACUGCGAUGACUCCAGCAGCAUGGGUUCUUCCUUGUCGUCCGAUAGCGAUCAUGACGGUGGUGACUCCGCUGCCAUGGCGAGCGCUUCGGCCGUUUCCGCGCACGACCGCCGGCUGCUUGGCAGCUCACGCAUCCGCUCGCCCGCCGCACUGGCCGUGCCACCAGCGUAUUCCAGUAUGCGUGUUGCUACUGCCUCUAGUGAUGUGUUGAACACUUCUGCAGCACUACAGGAAGAGACGAGCUUCAGCUCGCCGGCAAGUGUUUCUCUCGGUGUCGCUGCAACAGCGCGUGCGGACUUAAGAGAUAGUGAGCUUGUGCGUCACGAUGCCAGAGCAGAGGCGGCGCCCGAUCCCGCUGCACCCGGUGGUGGCCGCCUGGAUCGGUUUUUCGACGGUGACCUCGGCGAUGAUGGCGCUCGGUCCCAGCGCCGCUCGAGUGCGUCAUCCGACGCGGCACCCUCGGCCAGCGAUGUUGUCAGGAUUCAGAGAUCACUGGGUGCGUGCAGAACGACUCGAGAUAGCUAGCAUUGUACUCACGAGCGUAUUCUUUUCCGUUAACCUCGUUAGCCCAUUGCGCAAUGACGUGAUCUGUACCGCAAACACUCCACACAGGCAACUGGGCAGGGUCGUCUGGGGUGUUGAACAGUGCAUCCCUGAUCGCAGCCUUCUCACGUCAUGCAUUCAUUACUCAAUACUCAUGCAUUCCGUAUUUGGCAAUAUGCAAUGGGCUUAUUGCACCACAAGUCACAUGAUGUUGGCCAUAGUCCUUGAAGUUUUGUCACGUGACGUUGGUCAUAGUUCUUGGCAUAUUCCGUAGCACUUGAAAUCUAUCAGAUGACGUAUUUCUAUUUCAUUCCACUCGGGCAGUUUGUCACGAAGUACAUGUAAUUCAAGACACAGUAAAUCCAUCAUCAUGACUUAAUUUGGACAAAUUGAAAUUCAUCACAAGUCAUGACAUAUUAAUUUAAUUUAUCUUAAUAGUUCAUAUAAUUAUACCACAUAAAGAAAUCAUUAUGAUCAUGACGUAAUUCAUAGCCCUUGAAAAUCA
This is a messenger RNA of Sycon ciliatum, 2740 nucleotides long. RefSeq lists its product as uncharacterized. The coding region runs from base 430 to 2217 and encodes 595 amino acids. The record is from RefSeq and is a predicted model, not a curated record. NCBI's taxonomy places the organism in Eukaryota, Metazoa, Porifera, Calcarea, Leucosolenida, Sycettidae. The transcript has 2 exons.